AUGCCCAACUCAAAUAUCAUUCCUCCUAAUGAACAGAAUAUCGCAGAUACCCUUCUUCAGAUCCGCUCAGAACUUUCAGCUCUUAAAAAAAACCGCGCUUCUUAUAUAAAGUCUACAGAUAUUGCUCCCAUUCAUGAACGCCUCAUCCAACAAAUUCGUGCAAUCAAUGCUAUCCGUGCAGACCCAAGCCUUCAACAUGAGCAAAAUAAAGUUGAUAUCAUUCUCGACGAUGUUUUCCGUCUCCUCUCCUUAGCUUUCCUUACUGCAGGCCUUAACCGCUCAGCCCCAGCAACUUUUGCCUCCCUCUCAGCUGUUCAAUCCCUUUUAGACCACCUUAAAGAGUCUCAAGUUUACUCUGAUAAUGAUACGGCCCCUAUCCGUACCCGUCUUGAUGAAAUCAAGGUCAUUCUCGCAGAACAAGAAGAAGCUGGAACAGAAUCCCCAGAAAUCCUUCAUCUCCUUAAAACUAAACUAGAUGUGGCCUCUCAUAGCCUUAAGGAAGUUGAAGAUUCCAUGAAGGCCGUCUUUGAUAGUGGCCUCAAUGAUAUGCUUCGCAGACUUGUCGCCCUCCGUAGAGAAAUCUUGUCAAUCGGUUCAAAACCUCGCUACUCUGCCUCUAGCUUGACCCCAGUCUCUGCAAAACUCGCCCAAAUCGAGGCUGAGCGUGAUGAUGAAGGUAACUUUGUUGCUAGUGAUGGUAAAGUUAACCCAGAAGCUCAAGCUGUUCUUAACUCUCUCUUGGAUGAGUGCAGAAACCUAAUUAAAGAGUUUUCCGGUGCUGUCACUGCUCGCAGUUCAAAUGAUAUGCCUGAACAGCUGCGGCCCUUUUAUAAGAAACUGGUUGAACUCAAGUCCAAACUUGAAAAUUUGUUGGUAACUCAUCGCUGGACCAUGCGUGAAACUGACUUGUAUGCUUACCAAAAAUCUCUUGAAGAAAUUGAUACGGCAAGAACAUCUGACCCAGAACUCGCAGCCCUUGCAAAGGAAAACCACAAGGCAUCAGCAAUCAUCCUCUAUCUGCUGCGGAGAUGUUACGCCAUUCUCUACAAGUUGCUGGAGUCUUCCCAGCCUGUAUCUGAGGCCCUGAUACCCGUUCAUAAUCAGCUUUCAACUGUCCGUCGUUGUCUUCUUGAAGUCCAACGUAACGGUGGUCUCUCCUCUGCUCGUGAACUUUAUCCCUAUCAGAUGAAACUUGCCUCUAUUGAUGACAUGCGUGUUGAUGGCAAGUUCAUGGUUGGUGAUACUAUUCCAGAAGGUCAAGGUAUGCUCAAUGCUUUGUUAUCUGAAUGCUUUGAGAUUUGCUACGAACUCAAGGUUGAAAUGAUGGACCGUAAUGAGUCUGGUACGAAUGAAGAGGAUAAUAGUAUUCAAUUUACAGAAGGUGCUGAGGACCGUGAGGAGGAGAUUUGUGAAGGUGAUGAUGAUGAAGAGGCUGUUGAGGAAGAUGAUGAAGGUGUGGAAAUUACCCGUGAGCCGUCUUCGCGGGAUUAA
Messenger RNA from Magnusiomyces paraingens, 1491 nucleotides. RefSeq lists its product as uncharacterized. The record is from RefSeq and is a predicted model, not a curated record. Gene Ontology annotation, cellular component: nucleus; cytoplasm. Lineage: Eukaryota; Fungi; Ascomycota; Dipodascomycetes; Dipodascales; Dipodascaceae. Bases 1 to 1491 code for a protein of 496 amino acids. The transcript has a single exon.